UUGGACAAAAGUAAAGCGACAUGGUAGCAAUGAUGGGUAGGGGAAUUGCUGAGCAAGGGUGGAGGAAGGGUCCUUGGACUCCUGAAGAGGAUAAGUUGCUUAGUGAAUAUGUGAGCCUGAACGGUGAGGGAAGGUGGAGUUCUGUUUCUAGGUGCUCAGGCUUGAAUAGGAGUGGAAAGAGCUGCAGACUGAGGUGGGUGAAUUACCUUAGGCCAGGACUUAAGAGAGGCCAAAUAACACCACAAGAGGAAGGAAUCAUUAUUGAACUACAUGCUCUCUGGGGCAACAAGUGGUCAACUAUCGCUAGAUACUUGCCUGGCAGAACAGAUAAUGAGAUAAAAAACUAUUGGAGAACCCAUUUCAAGAAGAAAGAUAAAUCCUCUCAGAAACAAGAAAAGCGAGAAGCUCUGAUUCUAAAACAGGAAGUGCAGCAGCAGCAGCAGCAGCUUGAAGCUGGUGAAAUGAAAAUGGUCAACACCAUUGAUCAUUUUAAGAUGCAUGAAGCACAAGAAAUGUAUUUCAUGUACCACAAUUUGGAGGAUCAAUGCUCGCCUGUGAUGACUGAAGACGCCGCAUCUUGGGCAGACUUUGUUGUGGAGGAUUAUUAUGGACUAUGGGGUGGCUUGUGGAACUUAGAUGAUCAUCCACCAGGUUAAAUUACUCAUACAAGUAACUGAAAUAAGAUAUCCAUGCAAAAUCAAGUAACAACUUGUUCUUUUGGACAGGACUCAAAGAAUAUUUACAGUGGAGGGUACAGUUUCUAAUAAUGGUUAGAAAAUGUUGAUGGUGACAUAUUUUUGUGUAAUACUUGUGUCUAACUUGCCUAGAGCAUGUUGAAACCUUAUUUUUAUGAGAGUAAUAUAAAUG
Populus euphratica (Euphrates poplar) is the source of this 867-nucleotide messenger RNA. RefSeq names its product transcription factor MYB48-like. Gene Ontology annotation, cellular component: nucleus. Bases 21 to 656 code for a protein of 211 amino acids. The transcript is spliced from 3 exons. Gene Ontology annotation, molecular function: DNA-binding transcription factor activity; sequence-specific DNA binding. The record is from RefSeq and is a predicted model, not a curated record. Lineage: Eukaryota; Viridiplantae; Streptophyta; Magnoliopsida; Malpighiales; Salicaceae. Gene Ontology annotation, biological process: regulation of DNA-templated transcription.